Molecule: messenger RNA, 1014 nt
Organism: Entamoeba invadens IP1
Lineage: Eukaryota; Evosea; Mastigamoebida; Endamoebidae
Product: NADPH-dependent butanol dehydrogenase, putative
Exons: 2
Coding region: 1-1014 (337 amino acids)
Cellular component (GO): mitochondrion
Molecular function (GO): alcohol dehydrogenase (NAD+) activity; metal ion binding
Source: RefSeq, a predicted model, not a curated record
AUGUUGACAGAAUGUCGAACAGGAUCCUCUAUUCAAACAGUCAAAAAGGGACUUGCUGUUAUAAACACAUUUGGUCCAGACAACAUCAUUGCCAUUGGUGGUGGAAGUGCAAUGGAUGCGGCUAAGAUCAUAUGGCUGUUAUAUGAACACCCCGAAGCUGAUUUCUUCAACAUAAAGCAAAAGUUCUUGGACUUGAGAAAGAGAGCAUUCAAAUUCCCAACAAUGGGCAAGAAGGCAAGACUCAUUUGCAUCCCAACUACAUCAGGAACUGGUUCUGAAGUCACUCCAUUUGUUGUCAUCUCGGACACUGGCAAGAAGUAUCCAUUUGCGACUUACUCAUUGACUCCAUCGGUUGCUAUCAUCGACCCAAUGUUCUGUGUCUCAUUAACAAAGAGAGUUAUAGCGGACUGUGGUAUCGAUGUGUUGGUUCAUGCAAUUGAGGCUUAUGUCUCAGUUAUGGCAAAUGAAUACACAGACGGUCUUGCUAAAGAAGCAGUCAAAUUAGCCUUCGACAACUUGGUCAAGUCAUACAAUGGGGAUUUGAUCGCACGAGAGAAGAUGCACAACGCAGCUACCAUUGCUUUUUCUUCCGCGUUCUUUGGGAUUGCUCACUCAACGACUCACAAAGUUGGAGCUGUUUUCCAUGUUCCAAAUGGUAAAUGUGUUGCAGUCUUAUUGCCACGUGUUAUUCGAUACAACUGUGUUGUCCCAAGAAAGUUGGUGAUGUGGCUAAAGUACAGCAUUUAUGUUGCAGACCAGAGAUAUCAACAACUUGCACAACUAAUUGGGUUGAAAGCCGAGACUGCGGCUGAGGGUGUUGAAUUGUUUGCCAAAGCUUGUGAGAAGUUGUUGAAAGACACCGAGACAAUUACUGGAUUCAAGCAGGCUGGUAUUGCUGAAGAUGUUUGGAUGUCACACAUUAAAGAAAUGGCACUUCUCGCUUUCGGGGAUCAGUGCUCACCAUGCAACCAAGAAUUCCAAUCGAGAAACUCGAUAAAAAGGUUUAUUAUUUAA